Neomonachus schauinslandi (Hawaiian monk seal) is the source of this 1493-nucleotide messenger RNA. It is a transcript of the gene KLF7, whose product is annotated as Kruppel like factor 7. The record is from RefSeq and is a predicted model, not a curated record. Bases 437 to 1345 code for a protein of 302 amino acids. The transcript is spliced from 4 exons. Lineage: Eukaryota; Metazoa; Chordata; Mammalia; Carnivora; Phocidae. Gene Ontology annotation, molecular function: DNA-binding transcription factor activity, RNA polymerase II-specific; RNA polymerase II cis-regulatory region sequence-specific DNA binding. Gene Ontology annotation, biological process: regulation of transcription by RNA polymerase II.
AAAAAAAAAAAAUGCAACCUCCCAAAAUAAAGAGCAAAGAUUGCAUUAGGAGCGAACAGCGCUGCAGAAAUAGAUGGCAGCUUCGUGUCAGUGAGUUUGCAUCCCCUUUCCUGAUCCACGAGCUGGAGUGAUUAGAGCCCUGGAAGGGAAUUGUUACUCCCGUGGAGAAGUCCCCUUUUCCUGGCAGCCGUCUGCACUUGUACAUGCUGGAUGCCUCUCUCCAUCCACCCCACUCACUCUCUCCUCUCUCACCUCCUCUCUUCCUCUCUCCUGCAUUGAUUUUUUUUUUCCUUUUUAGUUGACUGAAACAAAACAAAACAAAAGGGCCACUGGAUGUCUGCCUUCUUGGGGGGUGAGCCAGACAGACUGACAAACAAACAGACCCAACUGUGUUCGGGGGAGGGUUUCUCCUCCCGUUUUGCCCGGCAGCAGCAGCAUGGACGUGUUGGCUAGUUAUAGUAUAUUCCAGGAGCUACAACUUGUCCACGACACCGGCUACUUCUCAGCUUUGCCAUCCCUGGAGGAGACCUGGCAGCAGACAUGCCUUGAAUUGGAACGCUACCUACAGACGGAGCCUAGGAGGAUCUCGGAGACCUUCGGUGAGGACUUGGACUGUUUCCUCCAUGCUUCUCCUCCCCCGUGCAUUGAGGAGAGCUUCCGGCGCUUGGACCCGCUGCUGCUCCCUGUGGAAGCCACCAUCUGCGAGAAGAGCUCGGCAGUGGACAUUCUUCUCUCUCGGGACAAGUUGCUAUCUGAGACCUGCCUCAGCCUCCAGCCAACCAGCUCUUCUCUAGACAGCUACACAGCCGUCAACCAGGCCCAGCUCAACGCAGUGACCUCAUUAACGCCCCCAUCGUCCCCUGAGCUCAGCCGCCAUCUGGUCAAAACCUCACAGACUCUCUCAGCCGUGGAUGGCACGGUGACGUUGAAACUGGUGGCCAAGAAGGCUGCACUCGGCUCGGUCAAGGUGGGAGGGGUGGCCACGGCAGCGGCGGCCGUGGCGGCAGCUGGGACAGUUAAGAGCGGACAGAGCGACAGUGAGCAAGGAGGGGUGGGGGCCGAGGCAUGCCCCGAAAACAAGAAGAGGGUUCACCGCUGUCAGUUUAACGGGUGCCGGAAAGUUUAUACAAAAAGCUCCCACCUAAAGGCCCACCAGAGGACUCACACAGGUGAGAAGCCUUAUAAGUGCUCAUGGGAAGGGUGUGAAUGGCGUUUUGCACGAAGCGAUGAGCUCACGAGGCACUACAGGAAACACACAGGUGCAAAGCCCUUUAAAUGCAACCACUGCGACAGGUGUUUUUCCAGGUCUGACCAUCUUGCCCUCCACAUGAAGAGACAUAUCUAAAACCCCUAAAGGCCAGAGUUGUCAUGGCGUCGGCCGUUGUCUGAAGGAAAUGCCGUGAGGCAGGGGGCUGGACUUCAGGCGGGGUUCCAUUACCUCGCAGAAGAAAGUUCUCACUCAUAAACCUCUGUGUACACACACACACACACAC